Fulvia fulva is the source of this 1230-nucleotide messenger RNA. Its product is annotated as Calcium/calmodulin-dependent protein kinase cmkA. Lineage: Eukaryota; Fungi; Ascomycota; Dothideomycetes; Mycosphaerellales; Mycosphaerellaceae. Gene Ontology annotation, biological process: cellular response to oxidative stress; protein phosphorylation. The coding region runs from base 1 to 1230 and encodes 409 amino acids. The transcript has 3 exons. The record is from RefSeq and is a predicted model, not a curated record. Gene Ontology annotation, molecular function: calcium/calmodulin-dependent protein kinase activity; ATP binding.
AUGUCGUUACAAGGGAUGUUGAACAAGCUCCAUGGCCAACCCGAAAGCUAUGACCGCAAGAGCAAAUACCAAAUGGGUCGUACCCUCGGCGCUGGCACCUAUGGUAUCGUCAAGGAAGCCAGUGGCCCAACCGGCAAAGUCGCAGUGAAGAUCAUCCUGAAGAAGAACGUCAAGGGCAACGACCAGAUGGUGUACGAUGAGCUGGAGAUGCUGCAAACGCUCAAACACCCUCACAUUGUCAAAUUUGUGGACUGGUUUGAAAGCCGCGACAAAUACUACAUCAUCACUGACCUUGCUCAAGGCGGUGAGCUGUUCGACCGCAUUUGCGACAAGGGCAAGUUUACUGAGAAGGACGCCUCCGCGACGAUAAGACAAGUCCUGGACGCCGUCAACUAUCUACACUCCAAGGACGUCGUGCAUCGAGAUCUCAAACCGGAGAACCUUUUGUACAUGACCCGCGACGAGAACUCGGAUCUGGUACUGGCAGACUUUGGCAUCGCAAAGCAUUUGGACAGUCCCGAGGGUGUGCUCAAGACCAUGGCAGGAUCCUUUGGCUAUGCUGCACCGGAAGUCAUGCUCAAAAAAGGGCAUAGUAAGCCGGUCGACGUCUGGUCGCUUGGUGUCAUCACGUACACUCUCCUCUGUGGCUACUCUCCUUUCCGCUCAGAAUCACUCAACGACUUGAUUGACGAAACCCGAAACGGACGUGUUGUCUUCCACGAACGAUACUGGAAGGACGUCUCAAAGGAGGCAAAGAACUUCAUCCUCUCCUGCCUCAAGCCCGAUCCACACCAGCGAGUCUCCAGCCAGCAAGCACUGAACGAUCCUUGGAUUGCAGGCAAGGGUGCCACCGACCACAACUUGCUUCCUGAGAUCAAGGCAUAUAUGGCACGUGCUCGCCUGAAGAGAGGUAUCGACCUUGUGAAGCUCGCCAACCGCAUCGAGGCACUCAAAAUGCAGGAAGACGAGGAAGAAGACGUACCACAAGAGGCCGACGUGCCUGCUGACCCGAUCGCCGCAGCCGACCAAUCGAUCAGCCAUCGGCACGGUAGCACCACGAGCACCUCGUCCCUUGCCCCGCCGGAGCAUGAGCCGCAAAGGAAGCGGAGUCUUAGUAAGCUGGCAAAGAGUGCAAUCUUCAGAGAGGUGGUACUGGCGAAGGUGCGCGAGAUGAAGGCCGAGGAAGAAAAGCAAAAGACCAUGUCAGAACACACCAGCAAGUCGACAUGA